This is a messenger RNA of Exophiala spinifera, 14523 nucleotides long. RefSeq lists its product as uncharacterized. The record is from RefSeq and is a predicted model, not a curated record. Gene Ontology annotation, biological process: ribosomal large subunit assembly; rRNA processing. The transcript has a single exon. Gene Ontology annotation, cellular component: nucleus; preribosome, large subunit precursor. The coding region runs from base 1 to 14523 and encodes 4840 amino acids. Lineage: Eukaryota; Fungi; Ascomycota; Eurotiomycetes; Chaetothyriales; Herpotrichiellaceae. Gene Ontology annotation, molecular function: ATP hydrolysis activity; ATP binding.
AUGGAAGACAUAGCAGUGUACUGCUCAUGGGCUGAUGCACAAGUCCAAAGUGAAGCCAGACUCCCGCCCGAACUCCAGUCGAUCAUCCUUCAGUCAACGGGAUCGCAGUAUUUCGAGGCACUCGCGCAAGCAGCCCUAACACCACAACAUGCAGAUGCACUGUUCGCUUUGUACAGACCACUGUAUGCCGAACUAGUGGCUCGCUUUCCAGCUUUUGGUGCCUCGCCCUCGCUUGGCCAGCUGGUAAACUCCGUUUCAUGCCUUGCGAGGAUACUACCGUUCGCCAAAUAUUUUCGGCGUCAUGUCAGAGAUAUUUUAGUGAAACAAUCCCUGUUAAAUCGAAUACACGAGCUGGGAGGGCCCUCCGUCAAACAUAACACGGAAGACUUGCAAUCGUUCAUGCUGGCCUUGUUUCGCAUUCUAUCCUUCGAUCGAGAUCUACUUGCAGGCACUGCGGCUCCGGUCUUCUUUUCGUCUUUGCUUCGUCACCAGGAUGGGACGAUACGAUACCUUGCGGUACAAUGUAUUUGCAUGGUCAUGCACUUCGCUGAUGCGUUUUCCGAGCAAAUGGUCGAAUCAUAUGUUGGCAAAGGAGCUAUUCUGGGUGAUUGGGAAGGCAAACAAAUUGAUUUCCGCUUAUUGAAACUGUGGGAAGAGCACCGAUGGGUGGAACUUUCUAAGAGACUUGCGGAUAUGGAAAAUCUGUAUCAACGUGCCGUCCCAUCUUCCCAGGUACGACCUCUGAGCCUCACCGAUCUGAGCACAACGACUGCAAGCAUUGGAGGCGUUAUCCUUCCUCGGUCGAACCCUCCCGAGCCUCCGACAUCUAGCUUUGGACUCACUCCUACGGCGAAAAGAAACUUGCAGCAUGUUGGUCGUUGUCUGCUUGCAGAAAAGCCCAUUUUGUUAUCUGGUCCGCAAGGUUCGGGCAAAACUGCCAUCCUACACGAAGCUGCGAGGGCUCUUGGCAAGCUCUCUACUUUGAUCACGCUACAUCUAAACGAGCAGACAGACGCGAAGAGUCUUUUGGGCAUCUACACAUCCUCUGCUGAUGGCGAGUCAUUUACCUGGCAGGCCGGUGUUUUGACCAAGGCAAUUCAGCAAGGACGAUGGGUGCUUAUUGAAGACAUUGAUCGUGCUCCUGCCGAGGUCAUGGGUGUGCUUCGCCCUAUCAUCGAGAGUGGCGAGCUGUUUCUUCCGAGUCGAAAAGAGACGGUUCGAGCGAAGGACGGAUUUCGAAUCCUUGCGACGAUCAAGUCCGCUGGUCGCUCUUCGUCGACGUCCAGCUCGCGCCAAUCCUGGCUGUUGAACCCUCGCCUAUGGUCUGCGGUUGAUGUAGCCAGCUAUGAGGUGCAUGAAAUCGAGACUUUACUUCGAUCGAAAUACCCUAUUAUCGAUAUCUUCACAUCUACCGUUCUACAUGUUCAUGAGCAAGUUUCUGCCUUGUACAAGUUCGACCCGCGUUUCAAAAGCUUGCAAACUAGGUCGCCCUCCUUGAGGGACCUACUGAACUGGGCGCGCCGAAUUGCUAAGAGACUUCCAGAAUCUGUAAAACUUUCCAAGUCAAGCCCUCUCGCUGAGGCUACGAAAUUCCACAUCUUCAAGGAUGCUGUUGAUUGUUAUGGCGGAUAUCUGAGUGAUGACGAGCUUCAUGACGUCGUAGCUGUCGCCAUAGCUCGCCAGAUGUCCAUAUCUCCUCAACAGAUGCGGCAUUGUCUUGAUGAAGGCUUUGGAAGUGUGGUUGACAAUGGCACCUCCGUUCGAAUAGGUCGAAGCAGUCUUCACAAGAUGUCCAGCCGGCGCCGACAUAGCCAAAAGACACCUUUUGCCCUUACGAAAUACGCCCAACGAACUCUCGACCGUAUAGCCGCUGGUGCAAGUUGCUCGGAGCCCUGCCUCUUGGUUGGUGAAACAGGCGUGGGAAAGACCACACUCGUUCAGCAUAUCGCCAAUCUUGUGGGCCAGGAACUUACAGUUGUGAAUCUUUCGCAGCAAAGUGAGAUCAGCGAUCUACUUGGCGGUCUGAAGCCUGUGACUACCCGAUCCCUUGUCUUGCCUCUCGUCGACAAGUUCACAAUCUUGUUCGAAGACACUUUCUCCACCAAAAAGAAUGAAAAGUUCCACAUUGCAAUCAAUAAGGCAGUUGCAAAGCAAAAUUGGCCAAGACUGAUGAUACUCUGGAAUGAAGCUGUUCAGCUGGCGGCCGGCUCGCUAGCUCCAGCCACAGAUCCUCCCAAACCUGAUGAUCCCGAACGCGCUGCUAAGAGGAGAAAGCUUGCAACACCAAAGUAUGACGCAAUCCGCAGAAGAUGGGCAGAAUUUUCGGAAGACGUGAAGAGAAUUCGUGCUCAUGUCGAGCGUGGCGACAAGAGCCACACGUUUGCGUUUGUCGAAGGAAGACUGGUUCAGGCCGUUCGCGACGGUGCCUGGGUUCUGCUUGAUGAGAUCAACUUGGCAACACCGGACGCUCUUGAUCACAUUGUCAGCUUGCUUCAUAAUGGCGACGACGAAAAACCCUCCAUUUUACUCGCGGAAGCCGGCAACAUCGAGACUGUUGUUGCCCACCCCAACUUCAGACUAUUUGGAGCCAUGAAUCCUGCUACGGACGCAGGCAAGAAAGAUCUCCCUGCCGGUCUGCGAUCACGCUUCACGGAAAUCUACGUUCCAUCUGGCGACAACAAUCUGGAAGAUCUCACAAAGAUUAUCCAGUCAUACCUAGGUUCCCACCUCGACAACGACAGGCGAGCUGCUCCUGACUUGGCAAGAGCAUAUCUGGAUCUGCAAAAACUGAAUAAAGAGCACAAGUUGACGGAUGGAGCCGGCGAUGUUCCACAUUUCAGCAUUCGGUCUCUCGUCCGUUGCCUCUUGUAUGUGCUGCAACACAGUGCGAGUCACGGCUUGAGGAGAGCAAUGUACGAGGGAUUCGCGAUGAGCUUCUUCACAGUCUUGAGCAGAGCGUCGGAAGAUCUUGCGCUGCCUACCCUCGAAAAGCACCUGCUAUCGAAUGUCAAGAACAAGCAGUCUUUCUUCCGCCAGCAGCCAAAGAUGCCUUUCAAUGGAGAAGAAUUCAUCGCUUUCAGACAUCACCUGGUCAAGAGAGGAUCUUUGAGCCUUGAUUUUCAGCCACAUUACAUCAGAACCCCCUCGGUUGAGCGCAAUUUACUGAAUUUGGCACGGGCUGCUUCCAUGCGCCGCUUUCCUAUUCUUCUGCAAGGUCCCACGUCUGCAGGGAAAACAAGCAUGGUCGAGUACCUCUCAAAGCUGUCUGGGAACAAGUUCGUCAGAAUCAACAACCACGAGCAUACCGAUCUCCAAGAGUACCUAGGAAGUUACGUAUCUGAUGCCGACGGCAAGCUACAAUAUCGAGAAGGUGUGCUCGUGAACGCCCUUCGACAGGGUUACUGGAUCGUUCUUGAUGAACUCAACUUGGCUCCUAGUGAUGUGCUGGAAGCACUCAACAGAUUGCUCGAUGACAACAGGGAACUGCUCAUACCGGAAUCUCAAGAAAUCGUUCGCCCACAUCCCAAUUUUAUGCUCUUUGCAACGCAGAAUCCAGCUGGCCUGUACGGUGGCCGCAAACGUCUCUCCCGAGCCUUCCGGAAUCGUUUCCUGGAGCUUCAUUUCGAUGAUAUUCCAGAGGAUGAGCUUGAGAUCAUUCUGCGUGAGCGAGCACAGAUUCCUCCUUCUUUCUGUGCCGAAAUUGUUGCGGUGUACAAGAAGCUUUCCCUGCAAAGACAAUCGUCACGACUGUUUGAGCAACGGAAUAGCUUUGCAACGUUGAGGGACUUGUUCCGGUGGACGUCGAGAUCGGUCGAUGAUAGACAGCAACUGGCCAAUCAUGGGUUCAUGCUUCUAGCUGAACGAGUACGGGAGCCUGCAGAGCGCGCCGUGGUCAAGAAGACGAUUGAGGAGACCAUGAAAGUGGUCAUCAACGAGGACGUUCUCUACGGAAUGCAAGCCAUUCCAAGCUCUGUGCAAAGGACAGGUGCCAUCGUCUGGACCUCGGCCAUGCGAAGACUUUUCGUUCUGAUUGACCAGGCAUUGAAGAACAACGAGCCUGUUCUGCUUGUUGGGGAAACGGGAUGUGGCAAAACUCAAAUCUGUCAAGUCAUCGCGGCAGCAUUUGCUCGACCUCUAGACAUAUACAACGCACACACCAAUACAGAAACUGGAGACCUCAUUGGUUCUCAGCGACCCAUCCGAAAUCGAUCUGAUCUUGAAUUGCGUAUACGAGAGGACUGGCGACGCUUGUUCCCAGCACCAGCCCAGGAAACACCCGUUGAUGAAGUUGAGAUCAAUCAGCUGAUUAAGGGGUUCUCAAAUAUGGAUGUUACCAACCUUGACCCUGACGCUGUCGCACGUACACGUGCUAGUAUAGGAGCAUAUCAGUCACUUUUCACAUGGAGUGACGGCAGCUUGGUAAGAGCUAUGAAACAAGGAGAUCAUUUUUUGCUGGAUGAAAUUUCACUAGCUGAUGAUUCUGUGCUGGAACGAUUGAACAGUGUCCUUGAACCUUCAAGAACUAUAUUAUUGGCCGAGAAAGGAUCUGACGACAAUCUCGUUGUUGCACAUGCAGACUUCCAAUUCUUAGCUACGAUGAAUCCUGGCGGCGACUACGGCAAGCGUGAAUUGAGUGCCGCUCUCCGCAAUCGGUUAACUGAGAUCUGGGUUCCGCCUCUAUCGCAAGAAGCAGAUAUCGUGCCAAUCGUCCAAAACAAACUGAUAUCGAGAAGUGAGAAAAUCGCACGGCAGAUGCUGACUUUUGCUUCCUGGUUUCGCCGUACAUUCCAUUCUACUGCGUCCGACGCCAUCCCCCUUCGUGACUUACUUGCUUGGGCAGAAUUUAUCAACCGUGCUUCGGCUAUCGGAGAAGAGCUUUCCUUCAUCCAUGGAGCUUUCAUGGUCUACAUCGAUUCUAUCGGAGCAAAUCCUGCGGGGUUGACUUCCACAGGAUCCCAGGAUCUGAAUGACUCCCGACGAGCCUGCCUGCUACACCUCCAGACUCUUGUGAACAUUGAUGUUUUGCAAACUUAUUACGAAAACCCUGAGAUUCAGAGGACACAAAGCCACCUUCGUGUCGGGGCUUUUGCACUUUUUCGAAGUCAGGAUAAUGGGCAGGAUCACUCAGAGCUCGUGUUCGACGCCCCCACAACACUGCAGAACACUAUGAGAAUCGUUCGUGCGUUACAGAUGGCUCGGCCUAUUCUUCUGGAAGGUAGUCCUGGUGUUGGUAAGACAGCCAUUGUGACUGCGCUUGCUCAAGCCUGUGGCAAACAGUUUACUCGUAUCAACCUUUCAGAUCAGACUGAUCUUAUGGAUCUGUUCGGUGCCGAUACACCUUCCGAAGGCGAACACAUGGGAAACUUUUGCUGGCAAAAUGGCCCUCUUUUGGAUGCAAUGCAGAAUGGAGGUUGGGUUCUUUUGGACGAGAUGAACCUAGCCUCGCAGUCCGUAUUGGAAGGACUGAACUCUUGUCUCGAUCACCGGAGAGAAGCAUAUAUUGCAGAACUGGACAAGUCUUUCACUUGCCAUCCUGAAUUCACUUUAUUCGCUGCUCAGAACCCCCAUCACCAAGGCGGCGGAAGGAAAGGUCUUCCAGCAUCCUUCGUCAAUCGAUUCACGGUGGUGUUUGCGGACUCUUUCCAAAGAGAGGAUCUUUUGCGUAUCUGCAAAAGCAAGUUUCCGAAGAUGCCUUCAGAUCAACUAGAGGGGGUUAUUGAAGCAACUGCGCAGAUUGACCAACUAGUCACUCAGUCUCCAGCGUUCAAUAUAGGAGGCCCGUGGGAACUCAAUCUUCGCGAUGUCAGUCGAUGGUUGACACUCUGUGAACGGCAACCCACACUUCCAGCAUCUGCCCAAUAUCGCACUAUAGUGGCUGAAAGAUUUCGAUCCGCGCCCCAGAGGACUCUCUCCUUCGAGAUAGGCGAACAGGUCUGGCAAUCAAAGUUUCUGGAGAGCUUCUACAACACUCUCACACCGACUUUCUUUCAGAUUGGGACCUCAUUCUUGACUCGAGACAGCAAUCAACAGCGAACGAAUGGGCCCGACUCCACUAUUGCUAUAUCUCAUCUUCCGGGCGCGAACUCUAUCAUCACUGCUAUCAAUAAUAACUGGCCCGUUAUCAUUUGUGGCCCUUCAGUGUCUGGGAAGACAACUCUUGUCCGUUCGCUUGCCGCUACAUGUGGGGCGGAAUGUGUGGAGUUUUCCAUGAACGCAGAUGUUGACACCAUGGACCUUGUUGGUGGUUUCGAGCAGUAUGACGUCCGACGAGAUAUUGUGAACCUACAGGACAAGAUGAGAGACAUCCUUCGAGGAAUUAUUGCCCAAUCGCUAAACACAAGAGACUCUCAACGUCUUCACGAAGCUUCACUCGACGUAUGGCGUCUGGUUGAUGCCGAGCAGAUCAACCUCGGUGAGCUCUUACGAGUUAUGCCCAGCAUCUCAAGGUCAUUCCCAGAACUCGAGGAAUCUAUCCACGCAAUUGUGGAGCUUUUGAAGACCUCCAACAAUAACAAAUCACGCUUUGUCUGGAACGAUGGUAUUCUGAUUGAUGCCGUUGAGAAUGGCUAUUGGCUGGUUCUGGACAAUGCGAAUCUCUGCAAUCCCUCUGUCCUAGAUCGUCUCAAUUCACUUCUGGAGCCUAAUGGUGUCCUUGCUGUGAGUGAACAUCAUAAUGCAGGCACCGCUAGAGUUAUCAAACCGCAUCCAAACUUCCGAAUAUUCAUGACAGUUGAUCCUCGCUACGGCGAGUUGUCAAGAGCGAUGCGAAAUCGCUCGUUGGAAGUCUUCGUGCCGCCCUUGAAUGAGGACGAGGUCAAGUCACAGGUCAUUCAAUACCCAUAUACGUCGUCUAUCGCUCGGUUGAGACAGUUGACACGAGCAGCACUCCAAAAUCCCCCGCUAGAGAUCAUCGAACCUUUUGUCUACAACCUUUCAAACGAGGAGAUGUCUCUGAGUCUGAGUAAAACAUCCACCAUGCCUGGCAGUGUUGUGCUUGAGGAAUUAUUGGCCUCGAUGGCUAGGUUUGACCCUCUUAACGCCUACCGACUGUCAUCACUGUCUGGCGACACAAGCUUACCACACAUUCCGCAGCUUGUGACUCUCGAUGAGCCUUUGUUCCAACUCAAAUUUCCAGUUGGCCAGCAAAUUUGGAGUCCUGUUGCGGCGGAAGUGUUUACUCGAGCAUGGUACGUCACUCUAGGGAUGGUCAAGAUCAAAGCCUGCAUAGCCGCUGCUGCUGAGCACGCCGCGGUGGUCCCGGCUAGAGAAAGAACCGUCCUGGAACGUUCUGUGAUGGUCAACGGCCAGUCAAAGACUCUCGCAAGUCUCCCACAAGUUUUUGGCUUUGCGAACAACUGCGUCACUGAACUAGAGAGAUCAAGCGCUGGGGGCGUCGUAGAUGUGCGCUUUAUAAGAGCUCUUGAGCAGAUAUCUGCGUUUCUGAGUGACAUCAUUGAACUCUCCAAUGCUAAAACCGUGGAUGCUACACUUCUGCAAGCCUACAAUCAGAUAUCUUCUGGCAUGGCUCGCGAUAUUGAAGUUUCCUAUCCGGGAAUGGCAACCGCAUUCAGGAGUUGUCUUGAUUCACUCGCACCCCGAGACCGAGAACUCAAAUACGGCCGGGGACUCCAGUUGAUGUGGCCAAAAUUCCGACCGGAGACAGCGCAAACCCCUUCCCAGUUGAAGAUGCAAUUAACAUUAGAGUCACUAAUUGCGAGAUUCGACGCGGCAUCUCAUUCACUGCCACAGUCUAGAGCGUCGUUGUCCGUUCUCAGAUCGAAGCUGCAGCAGACCUAUGAUUCCGUUCUCACUUCCAAAGAUGGACUGUCUUUGUUGGAACCUCUUCAAAAAGCUGUUUCAGAACUCGAGAUGAAAUCUGAACAUGGAUUUCCCCUUGGCGGUAAGUUCCAGCAUACGAUCGACUACAUUUACCAGGUCAUAUUCCUUGGUAUUGGAAUUACAAAUCCCUCCGAGCUACAGGCAUUAGCGAUGUUCUCGACUCUGCCCAGCAUGACAUUAGGGCUUGCGGGAGAGAAGACUGUGCCAUUCUCUCUUAAUCAGCUAGCCUCGCUUAAUAUUCGUCUUCUAUGCAAUCAGGCCUUGGUCGGCACCACACUUGUGUCGCAAUUAUGCUCCGUACUUGACCAACCACUUGGUACUCUUCAUCAUGCAAAGGAAGAAUUGUCCCUUGUUGCACGAGAACUUUCCUGCAACGCGAGUAAUCUCGCCAGAUGGUCGAAUGCCAUGAUUGAACGUGUCCAGAUUGUUGUCUCAGGCAUGUUGUCAGCGCACUCUGAGAUGCUUACAGAGCGAGGAAAAGCUUGUAUAUCUGGUCAGCACAUCGACGGUCUCAAGCAGCUAGCAGGUUUAUCUCAAGACGAUAUCAUUUUACCUGGUCGUGACCGACAAUACUUUAGAGAGAUCUAUUCCCGCAACAUUCAUCCGAUUCUGGUUUUGCUGGUUUCUCACGAUCAUUUCAGUCUCGGCGAGCUCUCCGAUUGUCUCAUCAGAUUGUCCCUAGCCGGUCUUGAGCUCAUGGUGCCGGACAAGAUUACGGAUCCAGCCAUCUAUCCAUCUGUUGCUUUCCAGUUAUACCAAAGGCGUGUUCACGAACUUGAGAGCAGAAUUGCAUGCCAGACAAAGUUCCACCAAAUCAUCAUGGGACAAGACACUAGCAUGGUGAUUCGGACACUGAAGGGGGCACUCUCUUGCCUUGGAAGAGUCUCGCCGCCACCAACUGUCCUUAGACCUGAUAAGUCGGAGUUAAACAAGAUUCAAGAGACCUUCACACGGAUCACUCAUGGUCUUCUGAGUACCCAGACCAGUCACGACGAUGCGGUUGGUCACUCGGGCAAGGUGCGGCAAUGGGCAAAUGAACAGGGCCAAGUCAAUCUACAUGCCAUGAUCGAGCGUCUCGAGAGUGCGAAUCGAAGUUAUGACGAUUUCGUAAAACCAAUUCUAUGGUUCUUGAAGUGCUUUUCUCAUGGGAUUGAUCUACUAGCAGCACAAGCAAAGGGAAAACACGACGAUGCGGUGCUUGGUAAGAUUGUGCGACACAUUCCAAUGCUAGGAGCUCAUCCAAACAACCUACAGCUCUGGGAUGUAACGUUUGAGGACGUCUCCAACUCCGCACUCAAUUUUCAAUGGCUGGAAUUUGUUGCGGUCGACAAGUGCUUAACGCCAAAAGACAAUCUUACCUACAGUCAAGGUUUGCUCGAUGUCCUUGACCAUUUUUAUUUUGAUUGGAAGACUCGUCUGGCCAAAGAUCAAGCGGAGGCUGCUGUCCAGUCGCGGUAUUUUUCCUAUCGAGGCGAUGGUGCUAAAGAUGCCGAUGACGAAUUGCGUGAGAUGCAAGAAUUGUUCCCAGAUUUCGCGGAUGCGACGAAAGAACUGGAAAAUCUGGAAUCGAAGUACGAUGCUCGAGCCGUCGCAGUCAAGCUAGCGACUCUCCAUGAGAAGAUAUACACCUUGCAAGACCCGCAACGUGCCCUAAGAAGUUAUAUAUUGGGUACAUUGGAAGAAAUCGCCAAAUACAGCAAACACACAAGUGGCGACAUUGGAGGCAACUUGGUCGACCUUUUGCCUGGUAUAUUGCUCCAAAUGGAAGACAGGGCGGCCGCCUUGCAUGGCACUAACCAGCGUCAGGAUCUCAAUAUCUACAGCGAUCCCAAUGUUGCAGAAUAUGAGAAGCUCUUCACCCUGGUUUACCAAGUUCAAGCACGAUUUGAUACCAUUGCAGAGAGGUGGCCAGAGCACACAGUUCCUGCCGAAGUGCUUACCUACUGCAAGGAAGUUUUGUAUUUGAACCUCGGCGAUCCACUAGCCAAGUUCAUGACCAAAACAGAGAAGCUUUACGAAAUAGUUUCUCAGUGGCAGAGUGUUGCUAGCAAAGAGUGGUCGGUUGUGCCGCUGAUUGAUCAACUAGCCGCUCUCAUAGUCAGCUGGAGACGUCUCGAACUGCUCUCAUGGGCUGGGCUUUUGGACGAAGAGAAACGCCGACACGAACAGAACGCCGCUGCCUGGUACUUCAUCGCCUAUGAGUCUGUACUGCAUAACUCUGCGAGAAUGGUCGCAGCUGGCGAAAACAUGCAACUGUACGGCCAGGACCUGGCACGGACCAUCGAAGUCUUCCUUGAAACGACAAGCCUGGGACAAUAUUCGUCUCGACUCAAGCUGCUGAAUACUCUGAACCACACUCUUAUGGAUAUCUCAAAACGUGUUACUGGCAUGCUGCCAGUUCACAGCUGUGUUUCAAACAUCAUUGAGCAUUACCGACGAUAUGAGCCCGGUAUUGAGGCAGCGCUUCAAACUGGACGUGGCAGUCUAGAAAAGGCCCUGAAAGAACAGAUACAACUGGCGAGCUGGAAGGAUACAAAUAUCACUGCUCUUCGUGAUAGCGCGCGCCGAUCACACCAUAAAUUGUUCAAGAUUGUAAGGAAAUAUCGUGACCUACUCAAUAAACCUGUGGUCAUCUCAAAGUCAGUCGGAGAGUUGGUGGCCGAGCUUCCUGCAACAAUCUCAGAACUGAAAAUGGCCGAGUCAUCGCUCGAUGUGUCGACGAUACAGCAUGCGCUGGUGAAAUGUGGGCAUGCGUUUCCGGACUGGCACGCAAGACCGGCACGGUUGACCGAUACGGUUGGGGCUGCAAAGAGCAUGCACCAUCUGUACACCAAGAAUGUAAUCGAGCUCGAGGUUCAUCUUGAACUUGCCUCUUUCAGGGACGAUUUGAAGAGCGCCAUCAAGCAGUUGAGGUCUGAAACUCCUUCGGCGUUGACAGAGGAGAAUACUGCUUUGGUUCGUCAUCUCCAGGAGAGGAAGAGGCGUCUACUAGCAGACACACUGAAAACAGUAUCGCAGAUGGGCGUCAGACGGAAUCUGCCAACAUCGGAGCUCGCCAAGCAAUCCUCAGCGGCUCUCAUUCUGGCUUCGUCGCCCGACCUUUGCUUGACCGAUCCGAAGUCCAAUACCUACCAGGCCAAUGCUGCGUUCCAUGAUCUACUUGAUGUGAUGUCUCAAGUUCGAGCGGGGCGGACAGAGCAUUCCGAAGACCUCACAGAGGGCGAGGUUGGGAGGAGCUUGGGCCUAUUGGAGGGACUUUUGUUUGUGGUUCUCAAUCAACGUCAAGUUGUUGCCGUGUCCGGAGAGAGCUCGGUCAAUUUGGAGAGCCAGUUGGCUCUUCUGCGUUCUUGUUUGAGCCAUGUUCCUGACCAGCUCUCUGCCUCAUCGGAUUCUCAAGGUCAAGGUCACGCAUCAUUGGGCCGACAUUUGGCAUGGCUGGCAGAAGUCUUGACUCUGUCCUGCAGGAUUUUGACGUUCCAGGCGCAACAUACCAGCCUUGGAGUUGACCCACUCCUGGAUGGUCUGCGUGACUACAUCAACCGCGUCAAAGAUCACCAGUCCAAACUCGAACAAUUACCAGGUCUUCCUCGGGGAUUGAAAAGUGAAAAUCACGAGAUUCCGAAGAAGCAAAGUUUGCAAACACUGUCAGAGCUUGCCACGUUCUUAAGAGAAUGGCAAGCUAAAGAGCCUCACGUCGACUUUGUCUUGCGUCAACUUAUUCCGUGGACUGAAAACUUGCAAGCUCUACAGCAGGUGAACGAGAGCAGUAUUCGCAGCACGACUUUGUCCUCGUGGGAUGAUCACCUCAGAACCCUGAUCGACCAGAUUUUUGUGGCCUUACAGAGAUGGUCCUCGGCACAAGAGGACAGGCCAAACUCGGUCGAAGACCAGGGCUGGCUCACCAAGGCCGACCGAUGUGCUGCUCAAGCAACCCGAGCAAUGCAAAUUGAUUCUAUCAGCGCCGGAAUUGGAUCUCUACUCCACAGUCUCCAUUGUUUGGGUCCAAACGACUUCGUAGUUGCCUGUGAUCUAUUGCGAGUGGCAUCUCCAGUCUUUGAGCAAUUUUGCGAUAUCUGUGUGCAUUCACACAGCCAACAAGAAGUUGUCCAUUUGGAAACAUGCCGCCUGGCGCUCCAGCUGGCUAACUCGUUCAACGCACUUCUCUCCCAAGGCUUCUGCCGUCCUUCAGAACCAAGCGAAGGCGAAGAACAGUCUGGCAAACUCGAAAGUGGUACUGGCUUAGGUGAAGGUGAAGGAGCUGAGGAUAUCAGCAAGGACGUGGGCGAAGACGAAGAUUUGUCAGAGCUCGCGCAGACAGGUCAGAAUGACGACCGCGAUGAUGAGAUGGAGAACGCAGAGGAUGCUGUUGAUAUGGGCAAGGACGAUCUGGAAGGGGAGACGGGAGACAAAGAAGAGCAGAAGUCUGAAGAGGAAGGACAAGAAGGAUCUGAAGAUGAGGGAGACGAUGACGUCGACGAAGAGACUGGAUCGGUAGAUGACCUUGAUCCCACCACGGUAGAUGAGAAGAUGUGGGAUGACAUGAAGAACGAGACUGAAGAUAAGCAGAUGAAGAAUGAUAAGGCCGAGGGACAAAAGUCAGACGAUCAGACUGCUGCUGAUGGGAAGAAGGCCGAGGAAGAAGACUUGGAAGGUCAAGAAGGCGAAGAGCAAAAGGACCAGGAAGAAGGGGAAGAGGGCGAAGGCGCCGAACGACCUGAAGCUGAGAAUAUGGACCCGCAUACCGAAAAUCAAGACGCUCUAGAGCUGCCGGAAGAGUUGCAGCUGGCUGGAGAAGAGGAAAUCAAGGACGAUGACAUUUCUGACGAUGGCAUGGAUGAAAUGUCCGACAUUGAUCAGCCGGCAGAAGAUGACACAAAGGAUGGUGAGUUGGACGAUGUCGAGAAGGAAGAGGGGCGUCUUGAUGAUGCCGCUAUUGAAGAUGAUGUCGACGAGAACGACGAGGCUGAGAACGGCGUUGGACAAGACGACGAGAUCAUGGAAGACCAGGAGCCUGAGCCAAAUGAGGACGAGACGGGUGACCACCAAACGCGCGAUGACGAUGCUGCGCUGGACCAAGAUGAGCCCGCUGGAGGCGACACUGGGGCUGCAAAUACCCGCCAGGACACAAUUGAUCAGCAACAAACAGCACAGGGCAUGAACGAAGCCGAGCAAGAGCCUAACCCCGAACAAUCUCGACCCGGCAAAGCACCCGAGAACCAAGAACAGGGUGAGACAGGAAAGGGUGCUGCCGAGCUCGGAGCCGGGCGGACUGAUGAGGUCGAGUACCAGCAGGAUGAAGCAUUGAGAAAGCUCGCAGAAGUGCUGGACCAGUGGCACAAUCGCCGAGAAAUAUUACCAGCGUCCGAGGAAAAUGUGCAGCAGCAUGACAAGGAGCAAGACGUUGAUAUGGCAGAUGUGGAUUUCGAGCACGUCCAAGACGAAGAUGACGAAGGAGAUGCUCAAGCCCUAGGUGCUGCGUCUGGCGAUCAAGCUCAGAAUCUCGACCAGAGCAGAGCAAUCGAGGACGACAAAAUGGCUGUUGAUCAGAAUGCGGACGUGCUUGAUGCCCUGGAACCAGAAGUGCAAGACAACAUCGCUGAGAGAUUGCAUCGCCUGCAGGCUCGGUCCCAUGCAGAAGACGCCAAAGGAUCAGGGGCAUUCCUCCCCGGUCAAGAACGAUGGAUCAAUCCACCCAGGGAUCCAGACGAAAAUGCCGAGGCGGGUCAGGAUGAUGCCCUGUCGGACAUUGAAGAUAUCGACGACCUCAGCAAGAACACUACCGUCCCUGCGUCUCCUCCAACGAGCGCCGCCGACGCGGCACAACUCUGGAACCAAUGCUCCGCUGCGACGCAUCAAUUCUCGCUCAUCCUGACCGAACAACUCCGACUCAUUCUCUCGCCCACCACGGCGACGAAACUCCGCGGCGACUACAGGACGGGUAAACGUCUCAACAUCAAGCGCAUCAUCCCCUACAUCGCGUCCAACUACAAGCGCGACAAGAUCUGGAUGCGCCGGUCCGUGCCGAGCAAACGCAACUACCAGAUCAUGAUCGCGGUCGACGACAGCAAGUCGAUGAGCGAGUCCGGCGCCGACCUCCUCGCGUUCGAGACCCUGGCCAUGCUCACCAAGGCGCUCUCGAUGCUCGAGGCAGGCGAGAUCUGCGUGGUCGGGUUCGGCGACGAGGAACACGUCCGCGUCGCCCACCCGUUCGGCACGCCGUUUUCUCCGGCCGAGUCCGGGGUGAACGUCUUCCGGUCGUUUGGGUUCAACCAGCGUGGCACGAACGUGCGGAACCUGGUGAAGGAAAGCAUCCAGCUCUUCCGCGACGCCCGGCUCAAGGGGCACGCGGCGUCGGAGGACCUGUGGCAGUUGCAACUCAUCGUCAGCGACGGGCACUGUUCGGACCACGAAGGCAUCGCGAGGCUCGUCCGCCAAGCACGAGAGGAAAAGAUCAUCGUGGUCUUCGUCAUCGUCGACGCCGGACAAGACAGCAUUCUCGAUCUUCAAGAGGCGGUCUACGAGGCGGAUCCGGUGCAGAGUGGGGAGAUGAGGUUGCGCACGAAACGCUAUCUGGAGGAUUUCCCCUUCCCGUACUACCUGGUGGUCAGGGACGUGAGGGAUCUACCUGGUGUUUUGGCCACUGCUUUGAAAGGGUGGUUUGGGAGCGUUGUUGAUGUCCAGUGA